UGUUGUACUUUACUGAUGCAUAUUAGAGCUGCUGCAGUAUCUUCAUCCCCUCCCCCCCCCCCACAGGUACGCCUUUAUGAUCCACAGCGGCAGAGGAGACCAAUUCUCAACUUUGAAUGGGAAGAAUCGCCACUUACAUGCAUUAAAUCAGUUCCAUCUAGUAAUAGCCAAGUUUUGGUAGGAACAGCUCAUGGUCGGAUGGGGUUAUUUGAUCUACGAGGGGGUAAGCCUGAAGAUCCACUCUUUGUAUACAAAGGGUUUGCUGGUGCUGUUCGAGAUGCUGUGGUCCAUCCCAAACAUCCACUGGUAUUUUCUGUUUCCCUAGACCGUUUCUUAAGAGUGCACCAUUUAACAUCACGGAAGCUUUUAUAUAAGGAAUACAUGAAAUCCAGAUUGAAUUGCCUAUUGGUGCGGGAAAAUUUGGCAGAUAUUAUGCCGAGCAUUAAAAAAUUGGCAAAACGGAGAAUUGUGACCACAGAGCCAGAACCAAUGAAAGAACAAAAGUUGGAUGUAAAUCCCAAGAUUUCUGAUGAGGAUUGGAAAACCUUGACUGAGUGAAUGCUGUUAUUAUUCAAAUAGAAGGUUUGGAGGUACAGGUACUUGUAUAUCAUAAAAAAAAGUAAUGUUUUAUGAUCCAUACAGUACUGUAAUAAACAUUUAAGAUUCUAUGAAAAUGCUGGAAUUUUUACAUGAAUUAUAUGUAAAUUAAGUAAUUUAUUAAUAAAAGGAAGAUUUCUUUGCUGUAUUUACUCUUCUAAUACAGUAAUCCUUUGAAAGUCCAGGCAAUUUUGGGGGAAACGGGGUCCAGGUUUGCCAAUUCUCCAAGCUUUUACCAUGGGGGGAGGCCACCGUGAACUAAUUAGCCCCCACUCCCCAGUGACUUAAAUUUGUAUUUUAAUGUACAAUAAAUGUCAUGUGUGUUUCCUUUUACAUUUUUCCUUUAUACAGGUGCUCCUCUACUUAAGAACAUUCAACUUACAAACUUUCAGAGAUACAAACAUCAUCACUGAGGGGGUGUUACCUGCCAGAACAGGUGUUUAUGUGGAUGAGACUGGAUUAUU
This is a messenger RNA of Homarus americanus (American lobster), 1061 nucleotides long. Its product is annotated as WD repeat-containing protein 74-like. Gene Ontology annotation, cellular component: preribosome, large subunit precursor; nucleolus. Lineage: Eukaryota; Metazoa; Arthropoda; Malacostraca; Decapoda; Nephropidae. Gene Ontology annotation, biological process: ribosomal large subunit biogenesis. The transcript is spliced from 3 exons. The record is from RefSeq and is a predicted model, not a curated record. The coding region runs from base 16 to 558 and encodes 180 amino acids. Gene Ontology annotation, molecular function: protein binding.